Molecule: messenger RNA, 462 nt
Organism: Acanthosepion pharaonis
Lineage: Eukaryota; Metazoa; Mollusca; Cephalopoda; Sepiida; Sepiidae
Source: the annotation of a GenBank genome assembly
AUGUCACCUACUACAAUGACUGUUUUAAUUGCUUUUGGAACUAGCCACCUACCUACUUACCUAUCUAUUCUAAUCCGCGUGUUUAUCUAUCUAUCUAUCUAUCUAUCUAUCUAUCUAUCUAUCUAUCUAUCUAUCUAUCACAUUCUCUUCAUAUCUUUCUUUCUCUCUAUCCUUACGCAUUCUCUUAAUAUCUAUCUAUCUAUCUAUCUAUCUAUCUAUCUUCUCACAUUCUGUUUAUAUCUAUCUAUCUAUUCUCGCACAUUCUGUUUAUAUAUAUCUAUCUAUCUAUCUCUCACAUUCUCUUCAUAUCUUUCUUUCUCUCUAUUCUUUACACAUUCUUUUAAUAUAUAUCUAUCUAUCUGCUUAUAUCUUUCUAUCUAUCUAUACAUCUUCUCCCUCACAACUGUUACUUUGCGGACCAGACUCCCGAUGAAUGACGUCAUAUCACCUUCCGGUGAUUAG